Molecule: messenger RNA, 318 nt
Organism: Zasmidium cellare ATCC 36951
Lineage: Eukaryota; Fungi; Ascomycota; Dothideomycetes; Mycosphaerellales; Mycosphaerellaceae
Exons: 3
Coding region: 1-318 (105 amino acids)
Source: RefSeq, a predicted model, not a curated record
AUGCAGUUCAGCACCAUCGCCACCAUCCUCUCCGCCGCCAUGGCCGUCACCGCCACCCCACUUGCUGGAGGCUGGCCAAGCAGCGGCAGCGGGGGCGACUCCAGCAGCACCUGCGCCAAGGGCAGCGACGUCUCUUGCUGCUCGACCGACUCCAGCGGCAGCGAUGCUCUCGGCAACGUCCUCGGUGGCAGCUGUGUCCUGUCUCAGCUCCUCGGCCUGCUCGACACCACCUGCCCAGCUGGCAACACCUUCUGCUGCCCAACCAACCAGGACGGCACCCUCAACAUCGCCCUCUCCUGCAUCCCCAUCAACCUCUAA